Dimorphilus gyrociliatus is the source of this 1555-nucleotide messenger RNA. Lineage: Eukaryota; Metazoa; Annelida; Polychaeta; Dinophilidae. The record is from the annotation of a GenBank genome assembly.
AGUUUUCUUUAUGCAACAGAGAGAAGUUGACGCCACAUUAUACGUUAUUCUUAAUGCUUUUUCCAUCAAAUAAUUGACUAUAAUAAUUAUUUAGAAACUAAUUAUUUAUUAAAUUUGAAACGCUUAUUAGCUUGAAAGAAGAAAAUUUAGGAAUAAAAGAAAAGAAAUAUACAGAUAUUCUUAAAGAGAAAGCAUUGAAAAGAAGGAAAAAUAGCAAUUAAAAGAUAUGAAUUUUGAAGCAAGGUGCAUGAAUAUUCCUAGUGGUAUAAAGUUUACAAUUGGAUUACUCUUACCAUCGUCUAUAGCUACUUUGUUAGUUGCAUUAAUUAUGAAAGAUUGGAGUUCAUUAUCAUCACCUGAAACAGGAACAAAAGAAUUUGGUAUCUUCUCUGUUUGUAUGAAAAUUGAAAAUCACCGGUCAUGUGAGAAUUAUUACGAAGUGUCAGGACUACUCAGAUUCUUACAAAUAAUGCUAAUCCUAGCAGUAGUUCUUCUCUUUUCUGCUGAAAUUAUUGGCUUAAGUUUUGCCUGGGCUUGCAAAAGUCGCUACCCUCUUGCCAUUUCAAGCUUGUUUAGUUGCUUGGUGAUUUGCUUAUGUUGGGGAUUGUUCCUCGCCAAGAGUAUGGACAUCAUACCUAAUUUAGCUCAAAGUUUUAAUUCAGAAUACUCGGUUGGAUCAUCGUUCUCACUAUCAAUUGUUUCUUCUGCCCUUGCCUUAUUAUCCUCCAUCGUUACUUUCAUAUCAAGACCUGUUCAGGCAAAUUCCGCAAGUCAUCAUCGUCUAAGCCCCCAUUUACGAGUUCCAGUUAGUAAUAUCAUGGUUACAGAUGUCCCUCAGUCAAAUUUUAGUCAAUGUCGAUUGCCUACCUACGAAGAAUGCGUCUUUCCCUCAGAUCUACCACCAGCUUACGAAGAGAAAGCUUAAAUAUAAUAAACCAAUAGAUGUUGUUAACGUACGGUCAUUUGUUUUUCCUAUGUACGCCUUGUUGAUUAUUUGUUUUAACAUUUUCUUUAAGAAAAAGUAUCUUUUUUAUCCGAAAGUUUUGUAGCUAUUGUCUUAUUUUCUUCCUCUUUAGUUCUCUCUUAAGGAAGAGAGAGGGAAAGAGAAAUAGAAAGAAAAAAAUGAAGGUGCUCUAAAGAAUACCCUUCAAUACGACAUACAUUUAGCAGAGGUAGAGAUUUUUCCUAGGCCUAUUUAUUUUCUUUUUGUAACAAAUGAUGAAGACUUUUAGCCAUGAAUAAAGAAACAAUUAAUGAAACCAAAGAUAACAUUAUCUUCUCCCUUUUCCAUCAUCUUAAACUAUAGUUCUCUCAGUAUAGUCUUUUUAUAUAUAAUACUACGAGGGUGAACAACCUAGAUAUUAUCAUGUGUCACUGACAUUAAGGUCAAGCAUGAACCAUAAUCUUUCAAUGUUAAAUGAGUAUACGACAAGCUACUAUGUUGUACAAAAUCGUAAUAAAUGCAGUAAAUCGCAAUUUUUUUGAAAGAGAUAUAAAUAAUUAAACUAUUCAAUGCAAUAUCAAUUUAAAUAAAACAAAACGAUUUUCAAGGCUG